CGGUAGCGGAACCGUGGACGGAAGUGACGUAUCACGGGCCCCUCGGGAAGGUGGGUGGAGCGAGGCAGUGGUGGCGGAAGAGGUUCAGCGGCUGAUGACGGCUUAAGAUCGGAAUCCUCUUCAACGCCACCCCCCUCUCUGGAGCCCCCUCAGCAGAGAUGACAUCCUUUCAAGAAGUUCCACUGCAGACUUCCAACUUUGCCCAUGUUAUCUUUCAAAAUGUGGCCAAGAGUUAUCUACCUAAUGCACAUCUGGAAUGUCAUUAUACCUUAACUUCAUAUAUUCAGCCCCAUCCAAAAGAUUGGGUGGGUAUAUUCAAGGUUGGAUGGAGUACUGCUCGUGAUUAUUAUACAUUUCUGUGGUCCCCUAUGCCUGAACAUUAUGUAGAAGGGUCAGCAGUCAAUUGUGUAUUAGCAUUUCAAGGAUAUUACCUUCCAAAUGAUGAUGGAGAGUUUUAUCAGUUCUGCUAUGUUACACAUAAGGGUGAAAUUCGUGGAGCAAGCACACCUUUCCAGUUUCGAGCUUCCUCUCCAGUUGAAGAGUUGCUUACUAUGGAAGAUGAAGGAAAUUCUGAUAUGCUGGUGGUCACUACAAAAGCUGGCCUUCUCGAGUUGAAAAUUGAGAAAAUUAUGAAAGAAAAAGAAGAACUAUUAAAGUUAAUUGCUGUUCUGGAGAAAGAAACAACACAACUUCGUGAACAAGUUGGGAGAAUGGAAAAAGAACUUAACCAGGAGAAAGAAAGAUGUGACCAGCUGCAAGCAGAGCAGAAGGGGCUUACUGAAGUAUCACAAACUUUAAAAAUGGAAAAUGAAGAGUUUGAGAAGAAAUACAAUGAUGCUACAUCCAAAGCUCUCCAGCUUGAGGAAGACAUUCUGUCAGUGACACAGAAAGCAAUUGAAAAAGAAACUGAAUUAGACAGUUUAAAGGACAAGCUCAGGAAGGCACAAUAUGAACGAGAACAGCUUGAAUGUCAGCUGAAGGUGGAAAAGGAUGAGAAAGAACUCUAUAAGGUACACUUGAAGAACACAGAGAUAGAAAAUACUAAGCUUGUGUCAGAGGUCCAGACAUUAAAGAAUUUAGAUGGGAACAGAGAAAACAUGCUUGCUCAUUUCAAAGAAGAGAUUGGCAGAUUGCAAAUAUGUUUGGCUGCAAAAGAAAAUCUGCAAAGAACUUUCUUGCUUACCUCAAGUAAGGAAGAUACAUUUAUACUGAAGGAGCAACUUCGUAAAGCAGAGGAACAGGUUCAGGCAACUCGACAAGAAGCAGUCUUCCUGGCUAAAGAACUUAGUGAUGCUGUGAAUGUCCGAGAUAAAACAAUGGCUGACCUACAUACUGCACGCGUGGAAAACGAGAAAGUGAGAAAACAGCUAGCUGAUGCCAUGGCAGAACUUAAACUCAGUGCUGUGAAAAAGGACCAGGAAAAGACCGACACACUAGAGCAGGAACUGAGAAGAGAAGUUGAAGAUUUGAAGCUUCGCCUUCAGAUGGCCGCAGAUCAUUAUAAAGAAAAAUUCAAGGAAUGUCAGAGGCUCCAAAAACAAAUAAAUAAACUUUCAGACCAGUCAGCCAAUAACAAUAAUGUCACAAAGAAAAUGGGGAGUCAGCAGAAAGUGAAUGAUGCCACAGUCAGCACAGACCCUGCUCCUGCUGCGUCUCCUACAGAUGUCAGCUCCCCAGCGGCUGCAGUUGAAACAGAUUUUGAGAUAACAAAGGAGCAGGUGUGUGAAAUGACCAAAGAAAUUGCUGACAAAACAGAAAAGUACAAUGAAUGUAGACAACUGUUGCAGGAUGAGAAAACAAAAUGCAGUAAAUACGCUGAUGAACUUGCAAAGAUGGAGCUGAAAUGGAAAGAACAAGUGAAAAUUGCUGAAAAUAUAAAAUUGGAACUAUCUGAAGUACAAGAUAACUGCAGGCUUCAGUUGGCAGAGAAAGACAAAGAAAUAAAUUAUCUAAGUGCACAUUUGGAAAAUCUCUCCAAGGAGAAGGAUCUUCUUAUAAGGAGUCUAAAAAAUUCUUCAGAAAAGAAAACAGAAGGUCAAAAUUUUCAAAGUCCUCAGAAGAUGUCAGAGUGUCUGAACACAUGCUCAGAGAAAAAUGGUCAUGUUCCUGUAGUACCAAGUUCGCAACCAGUUCUACAGUAUGGCAAUCCAUAUGCAACACAAGAAACAAGAGAUGGAGCAGAUGGUGCUUUUUACCCUGAUGAAAUUCAAAGACCACCUGUGAGAGUUACCUCUUGGGGCCUGGAAGACAAUGUUGUCUGCAGCCAGCCUGCUCGAAAUCUCAGUCGGCCUGAUGGUUUAGAAGACCCCGAGGAUAUUAAAGAAAAUGAGAAUGUAGACACUGUUCCUGAUCCUCCAGGUCAGCAUUUACGUGGUCACGGAGCAGGCUUUUGCUUUGAUUCCAGCUUUGAUGUUCACAAGAAGUGCCCCCUCUGUGAAUUAAUGUUCCCUCCCAACUAUGAUCAGAGCAAGUUUGAAGAGCACGUGGAAAGUCACUGGAAGGUGUGCCCAAUGUGCAGCGAACAGUUUCCUCCCGACUAUGACCAGCAAGGAUUUGAAAGGCAUGUGCAGACCCAUUUUGAUCAGAAUGUUUUAAAUUUUGACUAGUUACUUUUUAUUGUGAGUUCAAAUUUUAGUAGUUUUUUUUUUUUUUUUAAAUCACCUCAAGUAGACUACUGUGGAUACCACAAAGUGUCACUUUCUUCAUGCACCCUCUACUGCACUUUUCUGACUAAGAGCUAGUUUGAGUUGGUGUUACUAGGGUCAGGGUAAAUCUUUGGCUUACCAAUAAAUAUAAUUUACCUCUGUUAAUCUUACCUGCUUUAAGAAAAGAGGUUCUUGUGUAUCUUUGUCUUUAUUUAUUUCCCAGUUUGCAAAACUAUAUGGAUAAAGGAAACGGAUUAUUUUAAUCCUACUGCACUGGAAAAAGAAAUGUGUUAUUUAGCAGAAUAUUUACAAUUCUCUGUUAACCUUGUUGGUUGAGCAUGACUACUAAAUAUAUUAUGAAAUAAAUACAGUUUAUCCUAACAGUCUUGCAAACUGAUUCUUUGAAUACAGAAACAUCCCAUAAUUUAGCAUAUAAAAUAAUUUUGACACUCUUUAGAAGUGGAAGCUACACGUAGAAUAUGAUUACAUGCUUGCAGUACAGCAAAUAUUCUUUUGUAUCUGAAUAUUUGUUUUACGAAUUAACUGAAGGCAUAUUUUGCUAGUUUUAAGUAAUGUUAUUUCAGGGCAACUUAAAAUGGUAUAUCUAAUGAGAAAAUGGAACAAGAUAUGUCAAUACAAUUAUUUCAUAACUAUAUAAGCAGUGAUGCGUGUGGCAUAAAAAAUACAAAAAUAGCGUCUUUUUUACGUUUUCCUGGUGAGAGUAUAACUUGGCAUCUUUAGUAAGUAAUUAAAAAUGUAAUGUAUAAACCUGAGUCAAAGUAGUGUGUCAAAUCUCCACUCCUCAACAUUAAAAGGAACACAUCUUUGGAGAUGUGUAUAAUUUCAUUGUCAAUUUUUCAUUAAGUCUAACCUUUUAAGCAUUCCUCUUUUUUUCCCUUGACAAAAAUGUCUAAAUUGUAUUUCAUUUCCUUUAAAAUAUAAAUGUUACAAAUUGAAAGUACUGAUUUUUAUUUUGAUGCUUUUGUUAUCAAAAUGUUUAAGUUGUAAGCAAAUCAGCUAUUUAAGAUGUUAUCUAAUAUUUAGCACUGUACCAUUUCUGGGUAAUAUAUAUGAGUUGCAUUGCAUCAUGUCGUUGUACUUGUUUCUAGGAACUGAUUUGUAUAUUGUUGGACCCUAGGUUAUAAUAGGUUUUUGGAGCUAGGACAAAAACAGUAUUACCGAGGUUCCAGGUGUUAGGCAUGGCAGCCCUAGGAUGUAAGCCUUUAACUUUCUGAUAGGUUAUAAGACAGAAUAUAUUUAGGUUAAAUAAGAGUUAAUGAUUAUGUACCAUUCUAACCCAAAAUUAUCCUUUGGAUGUUAUAGUACUUCUACUGAUACUUGUGAAAUGCUAUUGUUCCAUUUUACAAGCCUAAAACCUAUGUUGAUGGCUUAUUACUAAUAGCUAUGCGCUAUGCAGUCUUAAGUAAAACUUUAAAGAAUAAAAUUUACAUGCAUCAACUGAAGAAAAGAAAAGAAGGCGUCAAAAGAUUAAGAUAGGCUAAAGCACUGAAUGUGGAUAUAUUUGUUUACAUCGCAAUCUUGAUGCUGGUCUUCAUAAUGGAUGCCAAUGAAAAUAAAGAGCCAAGUUUAUUUUG
Molecule: messenger RNA, 4240 nt
Organism: Erinaceus europaeus (western European hedgehog)
Lineage: Eukaryota; Metazoa; Chordata; Mammalia; Eulipotyphla; Erinaceidae
Gene: TAX1BP1
Product: Tax1 binding protein 1
Exons: 18
Coding region: 159-2606 (815 amino acids)
Biological process (GO): negative regulation of apoptotic process
Source: RefSeq, a predicted model, not a curated record